This is a messenger RNA of Alternaria novae-zelandiae, 1212 nucleotides long. RefSeq lists its product as uncharacterized. Lineage: Eukaryota; Fungi; Ascomycota; Dothideomycetes; Pleosporales; Pleosporaceae. The record is from RefSeq and is a predicted model, not a curated record. Gene Ontology annotation, molecular function: dioxygenase activity. The transcript has a single exon. The coding region runs from base 1 to 1212 and encodes 403 amino acids.
AUGGCCGCCACACUACCCUCACGGUCAUCGGAACAUCACUUCUCGAUCUCAAACAUCAUCUCCAAAUUUCGGUCAAAGAAAGGGACGAGCAACAAAAAGCCCGAUGCGCAACCGUCGCGGGAGAUCUUGCAAGAGACGCGCCUGCCACUAAAGCCCGCGCCACUACCCUUAGUCCUACCAGAACAUCAACAGACCCUGUCAGCUCUCGGCUGGACGACCGUCACUUUCCCUGAAUCAUCACCAUCCCAAUCUGAAGCGACAAAUCACGAGCAUCAAGCCCCCGCGCCUGGGCCUCACCCUUUGCAGGCCGCAUACGAACAGCUCUUCGCAGCAAGUCAAGCUUUCUUCAACCAGCCCGAUAAGGAAAAGCAGCGAUGGAAGCACAAGCUCAAGUCUGAAGAAGGCUGGUCCAAGAUCCCCGGCGAAAAGGAAUUUAUCACUUUGCGAACUCUAGAGUACUGUCCAGAAGUCUUGAGAGGGCCUGCAAAGAGGUAUUGGGAUCUCAUUGGACAGCAUUGCUCGAACACGUUGGGUAGGAUCUCAACGUCCCUUGGGCUACCAGAUGGCGAAGACGAAGGGCUGAGACAGUUUGUUGGACCCUGCGGUGCGCUGCAAGCUUCUGAUAAGGAGAAGACGGCGACGAUGCUGCGAUUGUUCAGAUAUGAGGGGUGGGAAGCGAAGGUUGUGGCUGAACCGCAUGCUGAUCUAGGACUGCUAAGCGUGGUUGUUGGUGAUGUGCCUGGUUUGGAGGUUUGGGAUGGAGCCAACUGGUUCGAGGUCGAGAAAGUAGUCGAAAAUUCCGGGAAGAAAGGUGCUACUAUGCUCGCUGGACGGCAACUCGAAAGACUUUCCAAUGGAAGAUACCCAGCUGGUGGUCAUCGAGUGGUAGCUUACGGGUCUCCGGAGCCUUCGCCAAACACUCCCUCGACCGAUGACAAAAAGUACCGCUUCUCGAUCGUUUUCGUUCUUCGCGCCCACGAACCUCUUAUUAUUAACUCUGAUUCCUUCGAGACUGAAGUCACGGGCAAGUGGCUUGAACCUAUGAACGGUAUUACUGCGGGUAGGUUCUACGAGAAGAUCAGAGGCCAGCACUUCAACAUUAAUAUCGAUAUGGAUGAGAGGCAGAAACAGAGGAAUAAGCUGAACAAUGUCAAGGAUAGGAAGAAGCAGGACUGGGAAGGUAAGGAGAGCAAGGUUGCGAGUAGUGGUUAG